Dictyostelium purpureum is the source of this 650-nucleotide messenger RNA. RefSeq lists its product as uncharacterized. The transcript has a single exon. The record is from RefSeq and is a predicted model, not a curated record. Bases 80 to 562 code for a protein of 160 amino acids. NCBI's taxonomy places the organism in Eukaryota, Evosea, Eumycetozoa, Dictyosteliales, Dictyosteliaceae.
AUCUAAAACCUUCUAUCUCCAAGAAGAUAACUGUAUCAAUGUUGACAUUCCAUCAUGUACCAAUGUAACUAAUACAUAUAUGACCAUUUCAAAUAAUGGUACAUAUUAUUUAAAAACUUUUAACGAGCCAGGAUGUACCGAAGAAAACAAAGCUAGUGUCUCAUCUGUUAAAUUUGAUUGUGACAAUAACAUCAACAACGUUGGUGGCUUUAACAUUCAAUGUAGACCAGCUCAAAUGGGUGUCUUCUAUACACUUUCAAGUGACAAAUGUCCAUCAAUCAAAGGUGAAUUAAAUAAAUGUAUUUCAUUCGAAGAAGAAACAUGUGGUUAUAAAUCUGCUCGUUUCAGUAGUAGCAAUGGUGACUCACCAAACUUUGCUGGUUAUUCAAAUUCAUACUGUGGUUCCAAUGAUGAUGGUGAUGUUAUUUCAAGCUUUGGUGUCUCAUGUAUUAAAUCUGCCGAAUCAAAAGCCUACGACCUCGAAUGCAAUGAUUCAUCAGCUGCCACUUUAGUCUUUAGUUCAUCAUUAUUAUUAUUUGUUAUUUUAUUUGCUCUCUUAUAAAAUAAUAGCAAUAGUAAUAAUUAUAUAUAUAAUAAAAAAACAAAAGAAUAAAGAAAUAAAAUAUUUAUUUAUAUGUAAUUUAAAAAAA